Scleropages formosus (Asian bonytongue) is the source of this 2412-nucleotide messenger RNA. Its product is annotated as nuclear distribution protein nudE-like 1-B. Gene Ontology annotation, molecular function: microtubule binding. The transcript is spliced from 9 exons. The coding region runs from base 128 to 1138 and encodes 336 amino acids. Gene Ontology annotation, cellular component: centrosome; kinesin complex; kinetochore. Gene Ontology annotation, biological process: chromosome segregation; microtubule nucleation; mitotic centrosome separation. The record is from RefSeq and is a predicted model, not a curated record. NCBI's taxonomy places the organism in Eukaryota, Metazoa, Chordata, Actinopteri, Osteoglossiformes, Osteoglossidae.
GCCCGUGACUCACGAGUCGUGGCUCGAGGUGCAAUUUUUUCCGACAGUGAGGAGCGAAAGCCGGUGAUGCGCUGAAGCCAGUAGGGAAGCGGGAGAUUCGGGCAGGAGAUGCACAGGUUUGCUGACAAUGGACACAGAAACGAUACCAAAAUUCUCUUCCAAAGACGAGGAGAUUGAUUACUGGAAGGCCCUCUCGCAGCAGUACAAGAGGAGUUUUCAGGAGGCUCGGGACGAGCUGUUGGAGUUCCAGGAGGGCAGCCGAGAGCUGGAGGCAGAGCUGGAAACGCAACUUGGUCAGGCAGAACACCGUAUACGGGACCUCCAGGCCGAGAACCAGAGGCUGAAGAAUGAGGUGGAAGCUCUGAAGGAGAAGCUCGAACAGCAUUACGCCCAGAGCUAUAAACAGAUCUCCAUGUUGGAGGAUGACCUGGUCCAGACAAAGGGCAUCAAGGAGCAGCUCCACAAAUACGUGCGAGAGCUAGAGCAGUCCAACGAUGACCUGGAGCGGGCCAAGAGGGCUACAAUUGUUUCUCUAGAGGACUUUGAACAGCGCCUCAACCAGGCCAUAGAGAGGAAUGCAUUCUUAGAGAGCGAGCUGGAUGAGAAAGAGUCCCUCCUGGUGUCUGUGCAAAGGCUAAAGGAUGAAGCCAGAGACCUGCGCCAGGAACUGGCGGUGCGUGAGAGGCAGUCUGACACCAGGAUGUCAGCACCCAGCUCUCCCACACUUGAUGGCGACAAGAUGGACUCGGGUGUACAGGCCUCUCUGUCUCUGCCGGCUACGCCUGUCGGCAAAAAUGGGGACACGUCCUUCACAAGCCCUAAAGUGCUCUCCAAUGGCUGUGGCAGCUCACCGCUGACGCCGUCAGCCAGAAUAUCAGCUCUCAAUAUUGUUGGCGAACUCCUGCGGAAAGUUGGGGCACUAGAGUCCAAGCUAGCAGCCUGCAGGAACUUUGCUAAGGAGCAGGCAACAAGGAAGAGCUACGUCGCUACUAAUGGCACCCUGGUCAACAGCAAUGGCAACAGUGCCAAGUUCCCCGGGUCUCUCCACACCACCUACUUUGACAAAGCGGCAGUGAAUGGACUGGACUCCAGCACCCACUCCGUGUCCCCAAGCAGCCUGCUGCCCCUCAGUGUGUGACGGAGCGCUCCCUGCCCACCAGCUGUCGCAGCCACUGACAGGACAAAAAGGGAGCACACCUGAAAGCGCAUGGAAGGGGUCUGUUACACAGCGCUAACUCUCCUCUAACCCAGACUGUCCCGGGCACAGGUGCACACACCUACCCUCUCACCUUGGUCCACUGUCCUCUGGUCACGUGGCCUGCCUGUGUGUACGCUAAGGGUAUGAAUACGCACGCACAAAUGCACACAUCUCUCGAGUUAGCGCUGCACAAGGAAGCGGCCCUUGAGGUCCAAAUUGGUUUAGGUGUGUUUAUUUCUAGUGUUCCUCCUAUGAAAGAACUGAAGUUUGUCCCCACCCUCCCAUCAAAAAUAAAAUUUACAUGUGAAGAAAAGUGUUUGUAGGAAUGGUUAAAGGCAUUUAAUGUAAGGCAAUGAUUAAGCGGUUAUCACUGAUGCUGUACUGCAUUAGCACCGUGUGGUUAUCGAAAAGCCCAGUGGAGCCGAACCGCCAGCAUCCUGCACGUGUUGAGCUGUUCAUUCUACAGAGGACAUGCUUUGCUGUUGUCUGUUUUCCUCCAUGUUCCUAGAGGAUGUGAUAAAUGAGUGAAAGCAGCACAACACGUUGAGCAGCCCAGGCUACUUGUAGUACCACACAGGUUUGUAAGGGAAGCUGGUGUACGUCUCGGAGCAAACUCUUCGACGCUGGUACAGCCUUGUGGACUUUAAACCUUAAAACUGUCAGGAAAAAUGCUUCUGUCCUUCCAGUGUUUUAAUGAUGUUCUUUAUGCGGUGUCCGGCGUUGUGCGGCACACAAGCUCCUCAUUUUGGCAAAAUGGGACACUGUCCAGCCAACGUUCCCUGUCCAGUUAAACCGUUUAGACCAAAGACUGUGUCCAACGUGCCUUUUUGUUUUCAGCUGAGUUUAUUCAGUUUGUCGUCUUGGUUUACAUGUAGUAGUACUGUACUCAUUUAGAUCGAGUCCUCUAGCAGGGGAAUUCCAUGGAUUGGUGUUGCCCAAAAAACAUUCAGAACUCUUGAAGUUAGGUUUUUUUGUAAAUUCCCAGAUGGCUCGCUGUUUAACGAAACUGUAUUGCCUAUCAACACGUUCCACUGUAUAUAGGUUUGUACUCUGUCUUCAGUUGUUUGUAUAUCUACACACAUGCAUACAUCCACCAGUUUGAAUUUAUUUAUUUGAUUCCUUGUUGCAUGUAUUGAAAUGACAUCUAUUGCAAAGUGCAUCACAUGAUGUAGUUUUUAAAAUCAAAAGUUAAUAAAAUAUUUAAAAUCCAAAGC